Paramecium pentaurelia is the source of this 573-nucleotide messenger RNA. The record is from the annotation of a GenBank genome assembly. Lineage: Eukaryota; Ciliophora; Oligohymenophorea; Peniculida; Parameciidae.
UUAUGAGAAAAAAAUAAACCCGCCCGUUAUUUAUACCUAACCCUGAAAAUGGGGAUUUUCCUUUUGACAUCAAAAACGCUAAUACACAAGAUAUAAAAGCUAUAGACUUCUAUAGAAUGUACAAUUCAAUGCAAAUGUUUAUAGAGAAAUUAAUACCAGAUCAGGUAAAAUACAUUUUUAUCAAUAAAGUCACUCCAAUAAAAAGUACAAACUAAUAUUGAUGCCAUUUACAGAGUCUAUGUUGAAAAAGACUUAAAUCCUCCUCCACCUUAAAAACUUGUAGGAAGAAGAAGUUCUCCUUAUACAUAUUAAAAACAAGAGUUUUGGCAAUUGGUUGAGCACUUAAAUUCUUUAGGAUUUUCUUAUCGUCAAAUAUCUGAGAGAUUACAAGUGCAUUAUGUUUAAAUUUCAACUCAUCAUCGAAGCACUGUUGAUUAUGAUGACGAAGAUUCAGAAUAAGAGUCAUUCUCAGUAAAGAAGGAAACCAAAGAAUAAGUUAAAUAACUAAUGGUUGUACAAAAAUAAUAACAACAUGAUGUUUUUUAUUCAGAUGAUGAAAAAGGACAGAAAUGA